Molecule: messenger RNA, 3155 nt
Organism: Aegilops tauschii subsp. strangulata
Lineage: Eukaryota; Viridiplantae; Streptophyta; Magnoliopsida; Poales; Poaceae
Molecular function (GO): protein binding
Source: RefSeq, a predicted model, not a curated record
GGGAAGGUCGGGGACAUGUAGGAGCAGGACGCCAUGCAUUGGAAGCGAGGAAUUAGUGGAUCCCGCCGAGCCCGGAGGUCGAGGCGAGGCGGGAGCUGCCUGCAUGCAUGCAGCAGCGUCUCGCCGGGAGCGCCCUGGACCAGACCAGGCCGCGGCCCAUUUCUCCAAACAUCACACGGCCCGCCCGGCAGAGCAGACCUUUGUGUUCCACUAAAAAAAAAAAGGCAGAGCAGACCCUACCUUAACUUCCACACAGCAGCGGCGGCGGCGGCGGCGGUACGAUUAGCUUCCUCGCCGGCGCGAUCGACGCCGACUCCGCCACCAGCCUAUGACAUCUGGUGCCCACCUCUGAGAUCCGGACCGAUGGCGGAGACGCAGCCGCGCUCGCCGCCGCCGUCGUGGUCGGCCAUCCCGCUGGACCUGGCGAGCCUGGUGCUCCGCCUCCUCCCCGCGUACGCCGACCGCGCCCGCUUCGCCGCCGUGUGCCCGCAGUGGCGCGACGUCGCGCAACAGUUCCUCCGCCUGCACCCGCCGCUGCCGCUGCUCGCGCUCCCGGACGGCACCUUCUACAGCCUCCCCUACGCCAAGCCCUUCCGCUUCCCGGGAUUCGGCUUCGCCGGGUACCAGGGCGUCUGCGGCAGCUGGCUCGUCUUCCCGCGCGACGACGAGUGCUUCCUGCAUGACCCGUUCGCCAGGGCCACCGUCAGGCUACCUCCUCUCUCCCGCGUCCGGCUGCGUCCUUCAAACGCAGUCCAGAAAUGGACAAAAUGGGAAGACGGGGAGCGCUCCCCCGACCCUUACACCACAUGGAUGCAUAUAGAGGACAUGGAAGGGAAGCUGCGCAUGAGCAAGAUAAUAUUGUGCUCCCCCAACCUUGUUGCUGCGCUGGUCGGUGUUGGAAGACCCUGUCACCUUCCAAUAUGCCAUCCAGGAGGCCCCAGUCAGAUUCUAAUGUGCCAGCCGGGGGCCUCGUCGUGGUCAGUACGCGCCUACGACAAGUGUAGGCUUUAUGAAGACAUGGCGUUCUACCAGGGCAAGCUCUAUGCCAUUGCCAAUGAUGAGAACCUCUUUGUGGUGAACAUCAGCCAGGACCAAUGCACCGGGGAUCCACAGGUUUCUCGAGUUGGACAGGUCAUCAAGGGUGAUCCCUGGCAGACAGUUGCGUCCGAAGACGACAACACGCCCGGCAAGAAGCUCUACCUGGUUGAAUCACGCGGUCCAACCCUGUUCGGCAUCGACCACCCGACUCUCUCCGCGGUGAACGAGUCCGCCGGGUUCGUGGUCCUCUCGCGGACGGUCGAGCUCUGGCGCGGCGGUGAUGGCCGGCAGGGACCUCCCCGCCAGGCAUCCUUCAACACAAGCUUCACCAUGGACGGGACCUCCCCUGUGGCGUUCGUCGUCCUCCUCGACCGGUUCCCGACGUAUAAGGGAAAGUUUAUCAGCGUGACGACGUUCAUCUCGGGCCCCGGCGACCCCACGCAGCGGGGCAGCAACCGCUUUGCCGCCGUCGAGGUUGGCACGGUGAAGUCGUACGCCCCCGAGUCUCCACGCGUGGGCCUCAACGUCACCGUCACGCCCAGCGGCGCGACGCGGAUCGUGACCGUGUGGAUCGACUACCACGCCGUGGUGUCCCGCCUCUCAGUGUUCGUCGGCCCCGCCGGCCGGACUAAGCCCCGCGAUCAGCUCGUUGGCGGCUCGGCCGUCAACAUGACGGGUCGCACCAACCAGUCCGCGUUCGUCGGCUUCUCCGCCUCCAGGGUGACCUAUGUCCUCGCCGGCAUCCGCGGCUGGGAUCUGACGGUGGAGAGGCUCUCGCCGGCUGCCGAGAAGGAUGAUAAUAAGAAGUCAUGGCUGGUGAUACUGCUCGCCGUUCUAGGAUCUGUGGCUUCCACGGCUGCCGUGGCCGCCGCCGUCGCUUUUUACUACAACUCCAGGUACAGGAGGUGGAAGAAGGACCUGGAGCAGCUGGCCAAGUCCAUGCAACGACUCCCGGGGAUGCCAUGUCGGAUCGACUUCUCCGACAUUAAGAAGGCCACCAAGAACUUCGACGGCACAAUGAAGUUGGGAUCAGGAACCUUUGGCUCCGUGUACAGAUGCAGGCUUCCUGCAGCACCAGAAACGGGCCGUCCAGAAAUGGAGGUGGCCGUCAAGAAGUUCACGCGAAACGAGGACCGGCGCUUCGAUGACUUCCUGGAGGAGGUCAGCGUCAUCAACCGUCUGCGCCACAAGAACAUCGUCCCUCUCAUCGGUUGGUCUUACCAUGGCGGGGAGCCCCUCCUCAUCUUUGAGCUCAUGCCCAAUGGCAGCUUGGACCAACAUCUCUUCCAUCUAAGAACACCAAUUCUCCUAUGGGACACCCGCUAUGCCAUCGUGAGGGACAUAGCCACCGGCCUGCACUACGUUCAUCAUGAGUAUGAGCCCACGGUUCUUCAUCGCGACAUCAAGGCGAGCAACAUCAUGCUCGAUUCCACCUUUGGUGCCCGCCUGGGUGACUUCGGCAUUGCCUGCACGGUCCCUCUCGACCGUAACUCCGUCACCGGCCUCGCCGGGACACAGGGCUACAUAGCGCCGGAGUACGCUUGUAGCUAUAGAGCUACGAGGGAGACUGACAUCUAUGCGUUCGGUGUCGUCGUCCUCGAGAUCGUGACCAGUAGACGAGCGCUCGACAGGGAUGUCCCGUCUGAAGGUCACAUCACAGACUGGAUAUGGCGUUUCCAUUGGGAGGGAAAGUUGCUCGAUGCCAUGGAUCCCGUGCUUGCCAUGGCGGGGUUUGACGAUGAUGACGCCAAACGCCUAAUGUUGCUUGGCUUGGCGUGCACCAACCCAAACCCGUCGAACCGGCCAAGCAUGGCGGAAGUGGUGCAGGUUAUCACCAAAUUAAAGCUACCGCCGACCGUUCCUCCUAAGAAACCAACAUUUGUGUGGCCUCCACAAGGAUGGAAUUCAUUGAGCUCUUACUUUAGCACAGAGACAAGUACAAUUUAUGCAAGUGGCUCAUCAACCAAGGCCAGACAGGUGUAGGACACAUUUCAAAAAUACCAGUUUAAAAUUCGAUUAUUUGUUCGCACUUCACCUAGAUGAAUAUGUGCUUGUUUUGGAGUGUAACACGUGACCCUGGCUAUCAUAUCAUAAGUUAAGACUUUUGAAUGUGUUGG